Eucalyptus grandis is the source of this 869-nucleotide messenger RNA. RefSeq lists its product as uncharacterized. Gene Ontology annotation, biological process: nucleocytoplasmic transport. The transcript is spliced from 3 exons. NCBI's taxonomy places the organism in Eukaryota, Viridiplantae, Streptophyta, Magnoliopsida, Myrtales, Myrtaceae. Gene Ontology annotation, cellular component: nuclear pore central transport channel. The record is from RefSeq and is a predicted model, not a curated record. The coding region runs from base 1 to 606 and encodes 201 amino acids.
AUGCCUCCUCCUGCAGGAAAUAUAGUCAAUUUAGAGGUGAAAGCUAGAGAAAGCUUUACCCCACUCUUGGUUCGGUGUUCCGAUCGAAGCCCCAGGAGGAGAGAUGGAGAGGACCCCGAACAUCGAAGUCCUAGAAGGAGAGAUGCGGAGGAUCACUGUUACGACCCCGAUCGAUCGAGAAGAGAUGGAUCUGAGGAUGGCGGCGGCCAAGCAGUUCGUGGAGAACUACUACAAGACGUUCGACGCGAACCGGGCGGACUUGGUGAACCUGUAUGGAGAAGAGUCGUUCGUGGUCUUCGAGGGCCAGAAGAUCCAGGGCAAGGAGGCUAUCUUUGCCAAAAACUCACCUCCAUUCAGCAGUGCCGGUACCAAUUCGCCAACGUCAACUGCAUCCCCUGCGGCGCACCCGGCGGCGUGCUCGUCGUGGUCUCCGGCUACAUGUGGCUAGACGGCCAGCAGGAUGCCCUCGUUUUCAACCAGACCUUCCAGUUGAUGCCAGCACCAGAAGGAAGCUUUUAUAUAGCGCAACAACUUUGGAUGACCUGUGCUUUCAACCUGCGUCGGACCCCCUUGGCCAUGACCCCCUUGGCCAUGUCCCUUCAUUAGAGACUCGGUCUAUAUAUAUAUAUAUAAAAGUAUAUAUGUGAUAAGGUGAUCUCACCUGUCUCUAGAUCUGAGGAUCUCAUGCGACUUUCUGCAACUUUGAAAUUUCUGUGGUUUAGUUCAUGUUAUUUGGAGUGAUAGAUAUGCACUGCAUUAGGUACCGCACUGCGUCAGGUACCGUUCAGUGUCGUUUGUGUAUGUGGAAAGAUAUAAGCAUUAAAGCAUUAAUAAAUUGCAUUAAUAAAUUAUGUUUAUGUUUGAAUUGA